Messenger RNA from Myotis myotis, 4997 nucleotides. RefSeq names its product Jrk helix-turn-helix protein (gene JRK). Gene Ontology annotation, cellular component: nucleus. NCBI's taxonomy places the organism in Eukaryota, Metazoa, Chordata, Mammalia, Chiroptera, Vespertilionidae. The record is from RefSeq and is a predicted model, not a curated record. Gene Ontology annotation, molecular function: DNA binding. Bases 485 to 2137 code for a protein of 550 amino acids. The transcript is spliced from 2 exons.
CGGAGGGCGGGGCGCCGGUACAUCCGGCGGCGGCGGCGGCCCGGCGCCGGCAGGGCCACACAGCACAGCGAGCCCUGGAGAGAGCGCCUGGACGCCUGGCCCCCUGGCCCCGCAGCGCAGCCUCUGCGAGCCGCAGCCGGCUCCCCGGGCCCCUCUGCUCCGGCCUGGGGCUGGGGGGAGAAGCUGCCUCCAUCCCGCAGAGGAGGCCGCGGGCUUCAGCAGCGCGGAGACGCAUGGGGGCCGCGUGUCGAGAAUUCCAGGAGCUGCCACGUGGCCAGGAGUGGAAGGCGGGGGAGCGCUGAGGCUCGAGGCUGCUGGACCCAGAGGGAGGCAGGAGGCAGAAGGAGGAUCGGCAGACCGGCAGGCAGAGGCAGGGAGACGAGAAAGUGAGGGGCACGGAGAAGGGGGAGGGGAGGCCUCCAGCAGGGGUGCCUGUCCCCCGUCCGUCUGCCCGUGUCUGCCUCCGGGACGAGCCUCCCUCCACAUGGCCUCCAGGCAGGCUGCCGGCAGGGGCCCCGGGGAGAAGCGCAAGAGGGUGGUGCUGACCCUGAAGGAGAAGAUGGACGUGUGCGCGCGGCUGGAGAAGGGCGAGAGCCGGAAGGCGCUGAUGCAGGAGUACAACGUGGGGAUGUCCACGCUCUACGACAUCAGGGCCCACAAGGCGCAGCUGCUGCGCUUCUUCGCCAGCUCCGCCUGCAACAAGGCGCUGGAGCGGCGCCGCACGCUGCACACGCCCAAGCUGGAGCACCUGGACCGGGCGCUGUACGACUGGUUCCUGGGCCGGCGUGCCGAGGGCGUGCCCGUGUCGGGCCCCAUGCUCGUCGAGAAGGCCAAGGACUUCUACGCGCAGAUGCAGCUCACCGAGCCCUGCGUGUUCUCCGGGGGGUGGCUGUGGCGGUUCAAGGCCAGGCACGGCAUCAAGAAGCUGGACGCGGCCGGGGAGAAGCAGGUGGCCGACCGCCACGCGGCCGAGCGGUUCUGUGGGUUUUUCCGGAGCCUGACGGUGGAGCACGGCCUGACGCCGGAGCAGGUGUACAACGCCGACGAGACCGGCCUCUUCUGGCAGUGCCUGCCCGGUCCCACCGCCGAGGGCGGGCCGGCGCCCGGCGGCAGGCAGAGCCGGGACAGGCUGACGGUCCUCAUGUGCGCCAACGCCACGGGCUCCCACAAGAUCAAGCCCCUGGUGAUCGGGAAGGGCAGCGGCCCGCGGGCGCCCAGGGGCAUCCAGCACCUGCCCGUGGCCUACCGGGCGCACGGGAACGCGUGGGCGGGCCGGGCCGUGCUGGCCGACUGGUUCCACCACAUCUUCGUGCCCGCGGCGAGGGAGCACUUCCGAGCCCUGGGGCUGCCCGAGGACAGCAAGGCUGUGCUGCUGCUGGACGGCUCCCGGGCCCACCCGCAGGAGUCCGAGCUGGUGGCCGGGAGCAUCUUCACCAUCUUCCUGCCGGCCAGCGCGGCCGCCCUCCUCCAGCCCAUGGACCAGGGCAUUCGGCGGAGCUUCAUGAGGAACUUCAUCAACCCCCCGGGGGCGCUGCCCGGCUUCCACCCGCGCUACGGGGUGAGCGACGCCAUCUGCAGUGUGGCCUGCGCCUGGGACGCCGUGCCCGCCGCCGUCUUCAGCCGCGCCUGGGGGCGGCUGUGGCCCGGGGCGGCCGCGCUGGCCAACGGCUCAUCUUCCGAGGACGAGCCCGAGCGCCCGGGAGCCAGGCCUCACGACCAGACCUUCGCACACGUCCUGGAGCUCGGGGGCGAGGCCCUGUCGCGGAUGAGCAGCAGGCUUCAGGGCAGCGCGGCCGCGGGGCAGGAGGCCGGAGCGGGGCGUCCGGCCGAGGGUCCCCCGGAGCAGGCGGAGAAGGGUGGGGGCUCCCAGGCGGCCGGGGAGAGCGAGGAGGCGACCUGGGAGCAGGCGGCCGCGGCCUUCGACACGGUGCUGCGCUUCGCCGAGGGGCAGCCUUGCUUCACGGCGCAGGAGCUGGGGCAGCUGCGGGCCCUGCGCUCCGUGUUCCUGCGGCGGCAGCAGCAGGGGCGGUGGCGGCGCCCACCCCUCAGGGCCGUGGUCAAGCUCGAGGGCCCCCGGGAGCGCACAGGGGGCUGCGCCGCCUCGGCCUGCGCGCCGUGCCCUGCGGGCGAGAACUGACGGUCCCCGGCCGCCUGCUGCCUGGUGCCGCCGGCAGGAGCUGUCCCUGGGGAGUGGGUGCUGGGGCGCGGCCCCUCACACUCAGUUACCUGCGUUCCGGUCACGCCCCGUGAACGUGAGGAGCUCAGCCUCCCGGGGCUGACCCUUGCUCUGACCCAGCGCAGAGCUGUCUGUCUGACCCGCCGAGCGUGGAGAGGGGAACGCCGGCCCUCAGGCCACCAUGGCUGCGCUGCUGUCCCUCAGGUGGGCUGCUGGCUGGUGGCCGUGCCUGUCGCCAGCAGAGCCUGCCUGUGGCUGGGGUGGCAGCCUGCUUGCCGCCCCGCUGGAGGCUGGUCUCCCGCCGUGGCCGCGUCUUUCCUGAAAGAAUCUCCAUGCUUCCGGCACUCACCCGCCCCCGCCUUGGACUGGACCCCGAGAUGCGGGCCACACGCUGAUGGACGCGGUGGAACGUGCCGUUCCGAGCGCCUUCCCUGCUGGGCCCGCCCCCACCUUCCCUGUUGUCCCCUCGUCCCACCUUCCCCCUUCCCUUCGGCAGCCCGGGCAGCCUGGGCCGGGCCUCACUUCACUGCUCAGCCCUCUGCCCUCCCUGGUGCCACCUCGUCUCCUUUCAUCCCUCUCCCUGCCCCUCCCUCGCCCAGCCCUGCGCACCGACCGUCUGUCCCUCUGGGGGGCCACGGCAGAGCCGCCCACGCAGGGCCUGGCCGCCGAGGGUGCUGGCCGAGCGGAAAGCUGCGUCCGCCCUCAGGGGACAGGCGCUCAGAGGAAGCCGCACGGGAUGCUGCAGCCUCUGCUUGGCGGCCGGGUGGGCGCGGCGGCGUCUCCCACUGGCCUGCUGGCCACGCGUGGCUGCCGCCUGCUCCUCAGUGUCCGCGUUCGUGUCCCCUGUCAGCUGAGGAUGGCACAGGCGGGACCGGGCUGUGGCCCUGCCCUGGCGGGGCGGGCGGGGCCUCCCGCGGGCACAGGGCUCCACGUGGGGGCGGAGCAGUCCGGGUGGAGGCCGUGGCUGCCCCACAUGGAAUGUGCUCGGCGCCCGAGCCGUCCACGCACCGUGGCCAAAGCCGCGACGUUCACAUUCCGGGUGUUUUACCCCAAUAGACAGCGAGGCCGAGGGCGGCGAUGGGACUGGUGACUGGGCUGGGGGCCUGCAGAGCCUCAGCCUCCGGGGCUGGUCGGGGGGGCAGCUGGCCCCGUGUUGUCCCCUCGUCCCCCCUUCCCCCCUCACCGGGGCAGACCCAGCCGCCGCCGCCUGGGAAUCGGGGAGGGGGCGGGCGGGCAGGGAGGGGGGCUCAGCCUGCCCAUCGCCCACCGGUCCUCAGCACCCACUCAGUGCCAGGCGUUGCCAGGUCCCCGUGCCCAGCCUGCGUGGUGGGGCCAGGCCCGGCUGGAGCAGGACGAGGCCUAGUGAGGGGCAGGGCCAAGGGCCUGUGUCCGGCCGGCUGGGGGCAGGGGGUCCGGAGCAGCCUCUGACCCACCCGUCCUGUCCCCUCUCCACAUUUAUUGCCCCACCCCUGCCCCCCAGAGGCCUCACUGGCCACUCCAGGGCAGCCGCACCCUGACCCCGCGAGCUCAGCCGCCUGCUGGUGGCGGGUUCGGUCUCGCUGGAGGCCGCCCCCCAGGCCCAGGGACCCGGAGGCCUGCGGGCAUCAGCCUCCCUACCCGUGGAAAGGAUGAGUGUCAGCCACUCAGGGCCUUGGAGCCCGGCAUCGGCGACCCUGACGUUUUAGGGAGAGAGGUGCCUGGCUGUGGUCUCUAAGCCGCUGCCUCACAGACACCUGGCUGGAGAUGUGGGGGGAGGGGCGGAAGGUGGGGGCCGCCCUCUCCCUCUCCCCACUGUGUGUCCCCAGAGUCGCUCCUGGGCUGGGCAGGUGCGUCAGGGCCCGGCGGGUGGGUCGGCAUGAGGGUGGGUCGGGAUGACGCGGGCCUGACGUGCUUUCCUCCCAGACAAAGGCCUCCGCUGCUGGGGGGCCCAGAUCCCGGAGGUGAGUCAGCGCCGGAGGGAGGGCCGGUGAGCAGUGAGCAGCCCCUCCUGGCAGCCCCUCCUGUCACUCGGGACAGCCCCAGGGAGGAGGGGGGCAGGGAGGGACGAGGAGGGGAGGGGAGGAGAAGCUGGACCCAGGCACCUGGAGAGGGAGGCCAGGCCCCCAGGACUCACCGCAGGCCCCUGAGCUGCCGCGGGGUCUGCUGGGCGUGGUGGCCGGGAUUGCUGUGGGGGGCAGCCCUCAGACCAGAGGGCCUGACUCUCUGAUGGGGAGGAGCUGAGCGGCCGCCAGCGUGGGGGGCAGCAGGUACCCGCCGCCCUGGCAGGCGACCGGCACCGGGUCCCAGGCCCCGCGAGGUGGUUGGAGCUGCCAGCUGUGGAGGGGGCGGCGGCGGCCACCAGGCCCUCCAGGGGGUCCGCGCGGGAGAACAAGGACAGACUGACGGCCCGAGUGGCGGGGUCUGAGGGGCCUGCAGGCACAUCUCGGAGUCGGAGGAUGUCCUGUGUCAGGGACAUGGAGCCGCUCGGGUGGACAGGAAGGGGUGGGUGGCUCGGGCCGGCGUGGUCCCCAGUGCCCCCGCCCUCCGGCCAGCCCGCCUGUGCCACACGCUGGCCAGGGGCCGCGGGCUGUCCUCCUCGGAGCCCAUGAGGGCGGGGCGGCCUCACCCCAUGUGGUUGCCGUCCGUCCGCAGCAGGCUGCCUGGGUUCUCCAGCUGAGGGCCUAGUGCAGCCGAGGCAUCUGACGGUUCCAGUGAGGUGGAACCUUCUAGAGACUCGAGGACGGGAUAGUCCGGACCCCUGGGCACUCCGUGGGGCCCCUCCGUGGGCUGGGCCAGGGGCACUUCCAGCCUCAGGACAGAGAAAUAAAUGUUUAAGCCCGAA